UGGGCUGAAGCGCCCAGGCUAGGCAACAGCUUCGUCUGAUUAUGGUAAAUUGAGUGAAUCACAUACAAGCCCGCGAGCGCUUGAGGCGCCAUACUUCGUGCCGACGGUUUGUUUUACGAGGACCUGAUGUCGCCUAGGAAGGAGAGAGGCUUGCUGUUCCAAGUUUCCAAGCUUCCUUCCAACUCGCCUUUCUGAAGCUGGUUCCAGGCAAGCGCGCACCUGCGGACGUCACUCUUUUCGUUGCUUUCCCCGCAAUGCAUGCAGCAGUUUACAGGUUCCGCAGACCUGCCCCACCAUACUUCAGUACGUACAUCACGGUUGGCCGUGUUCUAGCUAACACCUACCUUUAAAAUGCACGAGUAAAAUGCACGAGGAUCUGAUCUUGUAAAUUUCUUUUCUUUUCCAUUUCACCACCAUUACCUUAUCUCGGAACCUCUGCAAUUUCAAGCCCCGGCUGAAGCUUGGUAGAGAUCAAAAUGGAACGAGUUCACCAAGUCAACCCGUUCGCCAAGCGCGACUCCCACAGCAAGAACUCGGUGAUCGUGUACAAGGUCCUCACGAUUCUGACCUGGCUUCUUUCGGUCAUCAUCAGCUUCUACUAUUCGGUCAACCGCCCUAGCGAUGGCCACUGGAUCAAGAACACCAUUUGGGGCCAGAACGACCUGUACUUGACGGCCUUCCGACUCAAUAAGAUCAUCGCCAGCAUCUACUGGAUUGUCCUCUUCGUUCUACAAGUCGGCUACGUUGCCCACCUGUUCUCCGGAAAUGUCGAGAGGCUUAACGCGGCGUGCGCCGUUGGUAGCCAUUUCAUUCUCAACAACCUCUUCCACUUCGCAUUUGUGAUGCUCUUUGUGCGAGGUGCAUUCGGUUGGGCGGAGUUAAUCGUCAUCCUGAACUUUAUCAACCUGACUUCUCUCUACUUCCGCCACCCCAGCUCCGACCGCUUCAUCCACGAAGCUGUCGUCUCUGGACCGCUCGCCUGGACAUUCAUUGCUAUCUACUGGAACGGAGCUAUCAUGGUCCCCCACCCCGCGAGCUUGGUUUCUCGCAUUUUUGGCAACAUCUUCAUAUGGUCCAUCCUGGUCUAUGGACUGUUCUUCAUCGUGACCUACAAGGAUUAUACCAUGGGCUUUAACUUGAGCGUUCUUGCUGCAGCCAUUGGUGUUUCGCAAUUCUUCCGACAGAUCAUUGCCUUCCAGUGGAUCUUUGCCUUUACUAUAAUGGCAGUCCUGUUUGUUGCCACUAUUGCCGUUGCGAUCCCGGCAGCUACCGGCAAAGACUUCAGUUUCCGAAGAGAGAGACAACCUGACAGCGAGCGCGCACCUCUUCUCUCAGACAACUAAAAACAUUGGACGCUGAUCGAGGUCGCUGCGAUCCUGGUGGAUCGAAACUCUCCAUCAUACUGCGAAACUUGUGAAGGGUGUAGAAGUAAAGAUGUUGACAGUCCUAUUUUGUUAACAAACCAUCAAACUGUCAUUCAGGCCUACGGGGUUAUCAGUAGCGGCGUUUGAUGGGUUGGCAAAAGUCGGCUGUUUUGGACUUCAUUCAUGAGCUUUCUUGGGCAGUGGCGACCAGGCUGGCGUCCCUGGUUGAGGGUGGUGAGCUAAUGCAUAAGCGUAAGUUGUUUAAUCAAGACUGUGGUGGUAAUCACAGAAUAACAUCGAGGCGUCUGGAAAUCAUGAAAAAGGCAUUGCAACAGGGUUGAAGUAAAAGCACGGAAGAAUUAUUACGUGCGCCGAUAAAGAUGCGAUAGUGCGUCUCAUCAAUUGACAUCUCAUUUCAAACAACUGACA
Pseudomassariella vexata is the source of this 1793-nucleotide messenger RNA. RefSeq lists its product as uncharacterized. The coding region runs from base 477 to 1343 and encodes 288 amino acids. The record is from RefSeq and is a predicted model, not a curated record. Lineage: Eukaryota; Fungi; Ascomycota; Sordariomycetes; Amphisphaeriales; Pseudomassariaceae. The transcript has 3 exons.